AUGCUUAACGCAUUUGCUGAUGUAUUUAGUACCGAUGAAAAUAAUACAAAAAAAAUGAAUUGUAUAAAUCCAUUUGAUUUACCAACAUCAACAACAGAUCCUUUUGGAAUCUCAAGUAAUAUGAAGUUAUCUGAGUCAUCAGAAAAAUUUGAUGAUAAUCCAUUUAAUAUUGACACAAAUAAAGACAAAUUGAUUCGACCUCGAAGUGGUAAAGAAGCAUUAUCAUCACCAAAUUGGCUUGCUUAUCAACAUUCAAUGGAUGAAGCUAAUUUCGAUGUAUUAGAAGAUGUACAAAAUAAAUCAUUAAUAACACAAUCAAAUAGCGUUAAUCGUAUGAAUCCAUUUUUAGCUACAAUAAUACCAUCAAGCACAAAUCAAUCAAAUGAAAAAACAUUUCAAGUUUCUCCUAUUGAUCUAUUAUUUGAUGUUAACGUUGAUCCAAAUACAAUACUAUCAAUAAAUUCUGACAAUUCAUUAACAAAUCUUGACCAAAAUAAAUCAUUUAUUCCAAUCGAAACAUCAUAUCAUUUAACAUCUACAAGUACUGCAUUACCCAAUUUAACACAUACACAAGCAACAGCAUCGACAACAAUAACCAAUACAACAUCAAAUUCAACAUAUAAUGAUCAGCUUCUAGACUGGUUAACAGAACCUAAUAAUUUAAUGUCAGAUGUUGAUCCGAAAAAAAAUGAUAUCAAUGUAAUUAAAGAUACUAAAGAUGUUUUAGAAAAUAUUAAUCCACAAUCGUUAUCAAUAUUUCAGAUUGUUUCAUCAUCAUCAAAUUUGAUUUCCGAACAAUCAAUGUGUUGUCCAUCGAAUGCAGAAAUAUCAUUGAUUUCUAUUCAUGAAUCAAUAGUUGAUCAUAAUGAUAGAUAUGUUAUACGAGAAGGACAUGUUGAUAAUAAAAAAAAUAAUCAAUCUGAAGAUGAUUCAGAUGAAGAUUCUAAAAUGAUGUUUAAAAUUAAAGAAAAAAAACAAAACCUAUCAAAUAAUAUAAAUAUUCCAGUACCAUUAUUACCUCCACCACCACCACCAUCAUCAUCAUCAUCAUCAUCAAAAAACUAUAAAAAGACAAGUGACGAUGUUAGUUCGUCAUCGUCAUCAGAAACAGAUCAUCAAGAUGAAGACGAUCCAUUUGCUAUAUUUCAAUCAAAAUCUACUAAAAAUAAGACAAAUCAAAAACCAGAAAAAAAUCUUUUUACAGAUGAUUGGAAUGAAGAUGCAUCAAAAAUAAAUGAACAAAAAGAAAAAGCUCAAUCACUACCGUUAGAUUAUUAUUUACAUGAACCAGAUUAUGAUGAUAGUGCACCGUUAGAACCAUAUCAUAAUGAUAUAAAUGAACUACAAUUACAACAACUUAAUGGAUGGCUAUUACAAAUUCGUGUACCACUAAGACAAAAAGAUUUAUAUAAAAGUACUUUUCAACGAUUUAGUGAAACACGUACUUGGCAAGAAUGUUAUGUUCGAAUAUUAUUCGAUGAAAAAAUAUUACGUUUUUACCUUCCAGAAACAAUUGAAAAAUCUUUUGCUGAAAUUUCCUUACAAACAUGGUAUCAAUGUACAAAACUUGGUCUUCAACAAUAUGAUCAAUAUAGCAAAAUUCAUACAUUUAAAAUUUUUGAAGCAAAUUAUCAUGAAGUUCCUCAAGUUCGUAUUGAUCGUCUUGUUACAUUACCAGAAAAAUUACUGAGAAAAUUUACUCGACCAAAUAAAGCGCAACAAGUUUUAUUAGACCAUGCAAAUUGUGUUCAACAAGAAAUUGUUAAAUUUGGUCAACUAAACUAUAUAUUUUUAAAACAAUUUUCAAUUAUAUUAGAUGAUUUAUUUUGGUCAAUGCCUAUUACACGUAAUCGUUGUCAAAAACAUUUAAAAGAAGAAAUAACUAUUAAAAUUUUGGAUGAAUAUUAUGCACAUAUUGAUAUUUAUCGUCAUAUAUGUAAACAUAAAUCUCGUACACGUUUAUUUGUUUUAGCUUUUUUGAAUGAUGCACAACCAAUUAUUGAAAUUGGUAUCAAUGAUUGGUUUCGUCAUGGUAAAGAAGUUAAUAAACGUAAUGAAAUAAUUAUUAAUAAAACAUUACAAGAAUAUUGGAUUAAACCAGAACAAGUUGAAUUAGCAUCAAUUAUUGAUUCAAACGAAUAUGAAAAUACACAUUUACUUAAAUUAAUACCACCAGAUAGUCAUAAAAUUGAAAUAAUGCGUUUUCGUACAAGACCUAAACAAAAUAUUGAAUUACCAUUACAAGUUUAUUGUUUUAUGUCGGUUAUUGAUCGUCAAGUAAAUAUAAGAAUUGAAGUAACUGUAUCAAAUGCAUUUAAUAUAAGUAUAUUAUCAAAAGCAUCAUCAAUAGUAACAAAUGAUAAAACAGCUAAUAUACGUGAUGAUAAUAGAGAUGAACAAUGUCCAUGUGAAGAUAUUCAAAUACGUUUUCCAAUACCGGAUCCAUGGGUUUAUAUGUUUCGAGUCGAAAAACGUUUUCGUUAUGGAGCUAUACAUAGUGUUCGUCGUAAAGCAGGAAAAAUAAAGGGUCUUGAUCGUUUAAUGAUUAAUCGUAAUGAUGGUCUUAUUCCAUUAAUGGCUGCAUCAGCUGGUAUAGCUAAAUAUGAACAAGCAUUUCGUUCAAUAGUAUGGCGUAUUGAUCAGUUACCUAAAAGAGAUCAAGGUGCUUAUAAAACACAUUUAUUCGAAUGUAAAAUUUCAGUACCAUCAUAUGAUCCCCUACCAGAAAAAUAUGAACCUAGUGCUGAUGUAGAAUAUUCAAUGUCGCAAGUAUUUAUUUCACAUUGUCAAAUUCGUUCAGUUGCUGUACCAAACGCUGAAGAAACGCCGGAGAAAUGGAUACGUCCACAAAGUCGAUUUUCUUAUACAAUUGAUAUUGAAUAUGCAUUUAAAGAAGAAGAAAAGAAAGAUUUUGCACCGAUUGAAAUUGACAUGAAAGAACAACCAAUGACACAUAGUGAAACAGAAAAUAAUUCACAAUCAGAUGAUAGUGAUUGA
Rotaria sp. Silwood2 is the source of this 2997-nucleotide messenger RNA. The record is from the annotation of a GenBank genome assembly. Lineage: Eukaryota; Metazoa; Rotifera; Eurotatoria; Philodinida; Philodinidae.